UAUGGUAUUUGAGAUUAUAGGCUCUGUGACCUGAGUACAACAGUUCAAGAGAAAUUUAUUAAAUCCCAGAUGUCCCAUUUCACUGUCCAGCAGAUCUAAUAACUAAGCCUGUAUUUGUUGAAGCUUCCUCCUUUUUACUAUAACAUUCAUCACCAGGUCACGUGAUAUGGCUAUUCAAGGGAGGAUUAUAUUUGUACACCCGGGAGCCCUCUUGGAUCUAACACUCCAUUGCUUAGCUCUCAUUGCAGAACCCAAUCUAAGGAUGGAGAAGAGGUCUCGAAGCUCUUCCAGGGAGUCUCAUAAGCGAAAUAGAAAUUCUCCACCUAAGAACAAAAGAGGAAAGUCAGAGAAAGGUGAUAGAGUCAGUAGCAGCCAAAAUGCUGGACAGGAGAAGCAGGAUUCUAAGAGAAGGAAAGGAAAGGAGGACAAGGAUGUUGGAACUACCCUAGAAGCAGAUAACAGAAUCCAGACUUCUACCAUAGUGGAUGUAGAUGAUGUCAUGGGCUCCUUGGAAGACGAAACUGAAGUGAUGGCACUGUUGGAAAGCGAGCAACAGGAAGAAGGUAUAAAAUCAUCUCAUCUAGGAAUCUGCGAGUGGCUUCUCAUCAUCUUAUCCUUGCUCUUCAUCACUGCAACUUUUCCACUCUCUGUUUGGUUCUGCAUAAAGGUAGUGAGGGAGUAUGAGAGAGUCAUUAUAUUCCGUCUAGGACAUCUUCUUCCAGGAAGAGCCAAAGGCCCUGGCCUUUUCUUCUUUCUGCCCUGCCUGGAUACCUACCACAAGGUGGAUCUUCGCCUCCAAACCCUAGAGAUUCCUUUCCAUGAGGUGGUGACAAAAGAUAUGCUCAUAAUGGAGAUAGAUGCCAUCUGCUACUACAGGAUGGAAAAUGCUUCUCUACUCCUAAACAACAUUGCCCAAGUGUCCAGAGCUGUCCAGUUGCUGGUACAAAUCACCAUGAAGCGCCUCCUGGCCCAUCGCUCCUUCACUGAGAUACUCCUAGAGAGGAAAAGCAUUGCCCAAGACAUCAAGGUGGCUUUGGAUGCAAUCACAUGUCGCUGGGGAAUCAAAGUGGAGAGAACAGAAAUUAAAGAUGUGCGACUGCCCACAGGCCUCCAGCAGUCACUGGCUGUGGAAGCAGAGGCUCAAAGACAGGCCAAAGUGAGGAUGAUUGCUGCUGAGGGGGAGAAGGCUGCCUCGGAAUCCCUGAGGAUGGCAGCUGAGAUACUAUCGGGCAGCCCAGCCGCUGUUCAACUUCGCUAUCUUCACACCCUUCAAUCCUUGUCCACAGAGAAGCCGUCCACUGUCAUCUUACCUUUGCCCUUUGAUCUCACGAGUCUCUUACCUCCUGCUGGCAACAGAAUGCAAGGAAGCCUCCCCUUACCCAAUCCUCCCAGGCAGGUAGAAACACGGGAUCCCUCAAAAAAAGAUUCUCCCAUGUUGUGAGACCCCAAAAGGAUAUAAUUAAGAGGUCCUGUAGCACCAGAGGAUGCAAAAUUUAGUCAUGUGUAACUUAGCACUCUUGUUGUUUGCAUCUAUUUUGGUCACCAUAUAGAAUGUCAAUGGAAUGAAAACAAAGGCACCCUCUGGGGUGAGAAAAUCUAUGUCAUCCCUACAUUAGUAAGAAGGCAUCUUCCUGUUGUGGUUCAUAGCUUGUCAAAAAAAAAAUCUUACAGGAUCCACUUACUUAGAGCAAGCUUUGGGAAGGAAAUUCUAACCCUUCCUAAGGAAAUAUUCAUCUUAAAAUAACUUUAAGCCAAUGGAUCUUCCCAAUUGUGUCACUUAACUACAAAUUUCAUGGCUAAGCCCUUAUACUUUAUAACAUUAAAAAAGAGACAUACAUUU
Phascolarctos cinereus (koala) is the source of this 1840-nucleotide messenger RNA. It is a transcript of the gene NPHS2, whose product is annotated as NPHS2 stomatin family member, podocin. NCBI's taxonomy places the organism in Eukaryota, Metazoa, Chordata, Mammalia, Diprotodontia, Phascolarctidae. Gene Ontology annotation, cellular component: plasma membrane. The record is from RefSeq and is a predicted model, not a curated record.